AUGACGCGUGCAAAGGCAUUGCAAUCAUGCCAAGCUUGCAGGAAGACGAUUGAAGCGGAGGUGCUCCAAAGACGUGCCAGCUUGUUCCCUCAAUGCGUCUAUCCGGGGUUCCAGAGCCAGGAUCAAAACAUCCUAGUUGAUGUUUUCGAUAGACUCCGCCACUUGGAAGAAAAUCUGGAGGCAAAUAAGCGGGUUUCAUCUCAGGCUUCCUUGCGUCAGAAUACUGCUCAAUCAAUCCCCGGCACUCAGGGCAUGAAAACGCCCUUUCCAGCCGCCUUCUUCCUAGACAAUGACUCGUUUAGAGCCUUGGGAGCCAACUCUCUGUCAUGGGGUCUCGAUCAUUCGCUGCAACAAGGGGCUUCAAAUCUUCUCGGUGUAGAUCGGGCAGAAGCGUGCUCGAGAUAUUUCUCCUCCGUCCACCCAUGGCUUUCCUUCUUAAGCCAAAAGCGUCUGAAUAACGGGGACAAGGGAUCCUCAGCGGAUGUGGAUGGCUGUGAGCCACUUUUAAUCUUGUGCUUUGGGCUCCUCACAGAGGAGUUGGUAAAUCCACCACAGGGGUGCCCUCAAACAAGCAAGCUCUACUCAUCAAUAAGAGCAAGUGUGUCCGCGGCCGUAGACGGUGGUUGUGUAUCGCUGAGGUUAGUGCAAUCGCUCGUGCUCUUGUCUCUGUAUGAGCUAGGCCAUGCGAUCUACCCUACCGCGUAUCUCACUCUGGCCCAAGCUGCUCGCAUGGGCAUCUUGAUGGGGCUUCAAAGUAAGGCCAAGGCCUCGAGACUCUUCACUCCUGCAAAUUCAUGGACAUUGCGUGAAGAGCAACGGCGAACGUGGUGGGCCAUUUUAAUUCUCGACAGGUUCGCCAAUAUCGGCGCAGGAGGCCAAUCCCUUUGUGCACCUGAUCCCACCUCAACCGACCUGUUGCCGGUAAAUGAUACGUCUUGGGAUGCUGGACAAGUUGUUGCCAAUGAGCCGCUAUACACGACCGAAUUUUGCUGUGUGGCAAUGGUUAGCCCGCUUGCUCGAACGUGCCAGGCCGCACACAUGCUAGGCAAGAUAAUCCAACACGGCAGAGAUACCGAGGAUCCGGCUCACAGCCUGGCCGAGGCAUUGCAAAUCCACCGGGCCCUAUCUUCCCUCCUCAGAAACCUAGAGCUCAGGGAGGACCUUGAGUCCAACGUUUCUGCGCUAAGUCUUUGCUGUUCUGCUAUUUUCCUUCUCUAUGAUCGAUAUCAAGCCAACGACUCGGAUGAGAUGGUGCGGCUACCAGCUGAAACUGAGCUGCAACACCGCACACUUGAAAGCAUUCGAGACAUCGCUUCUAGCAGUGCGCCAAAAAUUGCACAAAUAAUCCGAGCUCAAGCAAAUCUAGUCAAGAGUCUGCUCAAUGGACCCUCUCUCUACCGUGCUGCUAACAUAUGUGCCUGGUUCAUCAGAGAGGAUCACGACCCAAUGAUGUAUGAGGCGCUAGACGCUAUUGUGGCUGGAUUAAGGGCCUUGCAAGCUCGUUGGCCAGUAGCCGGAGAGUACCUGAAUCUGCUUGACGCGGCUGGGGUUCUUGAGUUUGUGAAAACCGCAUCCAGACUCCACUAG
Clonostachys byssicola is the source of this 1587-nucleotide messenger RNA. The record is from the annotation of a GenBank genome assembly. Lineage: Eukaryota; Fungi; Ascomycota; Sordariomycetes; Hypocreales; Bionectriaceae.